UCAAGCUCCAUGUUGGGUGUAGAGAUUACUUUAAAAAAAAAAAAAAAAAGGUAAACCUGGAGCAUCUUGCAAUGCCAGAAAGUAAGAAAGUGCUCCAAAAACCAAAACCAAAACCACCCUACCAUUGAUGGGGACGUGUCGAAGGAGCAUAGGAGCCAAAAGAAAGAAUUUUCAAGGCCAAACCUGGAAUAAUUUGAUGAACAAAAUAAAGUCGUAUUAGAUUCUAAUACAAAGGAUAAAAGAGUCAUGGUUCCAUACUGACAUGAAUAAGUAAUUGAAUAAAUGAAUAAAUGGAGGGGGUGACACAAAUCUGUUACAGAAGAAUUCUAAAUAAUCUAUGUAGAUACUCUACCCUCAAGGAGAUGGAGGUUAACUCUCUACUCCUUAAGUGUGGGCUGCAUAUAAUGACUUCUUUUCAAAGAGUAUGGUCAUAGAAAAGGGGGUAGGGUAGGAGAGAGUCACUUUACAGUGGAGAAACCUAACAACAGUACUUUAUCCAGGUGAUCAAGGUCAAUACUCUCUCAACAAUGGUAAGUCAUACUGAAACUGUGUAUCCUUGAUACGAUAUGAUAAAAAUGGCUCUUGGCCUGCAUGGUUUUCCUCCCCCUUUAAAAAGCAUAACACCAGUCUAAGUAUGAGAAAAAUUGGGUGAAUUCCAGCUCAGAAGUAUCUUACCAAAUGCUUAGCCAGUCAAGGUCAUCAAAAACAAAGGAAAGCUGAGAAACUGUCACAACCAAGAGGAGCCUAAGGAAACAAGAAGACUAAAUGUAAUGUGAAACAGAAAACUAACGUUUGGUAAAAACCAAGGAAAUCUGAACAAACUGUUGACUUUGGUUAAUAAUAAUGUAUCAAUUUUGGUUUUUUCAUUGUGGCAAAUAUACUAGACAAACUUAAGUUGCUAAUAGGAAGAACUGGCUGGAGGGUACAUGGGAACUCCAUACUAUCCCCUCAAUUUUUCUAUGAGUCAAAAACUAUUCUAAAAAUAAACCGUAUUUUUAAAAAAUCUUGUUUCCAUCAGAACCUUGUUUCUGAUGGAUCUUUCUAAAAAUACUCUGUUUAUAUGCGGAGAUAUUGUCAAUUCACCCCUCCCUAUUCUUUCUCCACCUUUCUCUACUCUGCUCUGUGCCCUGAAGACUGAUCUUAUGAGUAAUGAACAAGCUGUCUGGCUCCUUAGCUGUCUGCCUUCUUCCAGUAGAAUUUGGGCAAUGGAGAAAUGGAGGGGUGGGGAAGAUCCAACCAGCAAAAGAUGAGAGCAUAUCUUGUAUCAGGAGAGAGAAAAAAAUAACAUACAGGAAACGAAUAGAGAACUAUUGAAUACGAAAUUGUGUGGUUACUGAAAAGCAGCCCAAUGAGUUGUUCAGAGGAGAGAUCGGAAAAGGUCAUGGAAGCGCCAGGCAGCAGGUUGGAGCCGCCGCCGCUCCCGGAGUACAGCUGCAGCUACCUGGUGUCGCGGCCCGUCUACAGCGAGCUCGCCUUCCAGCAGCAGUACGAGCCGCGCCUGCAGGAGCGCAAGACGCUGCGGGAGAGCCUGGCCAAGGGCUGCAGCUGUUCAAGAAAGAGAGGCCUUGGUGUCCUGAAGACUCUCCUGCCCAUUUUGGACUGGCUCCCCAAAUACCGAAUCAAGGAAUGGCUGCUUAGUGACAUCAUUUCAGGAGUUAGUACAGGGCUGGUGGGCACGCUGCAAGGCAUGGCGUAUGCUCUGCUAGCUGCAGUCCCUGUUGGAUAUGGUCUCUACUCUGCUUUUUUCCCUAUCCUGACAUAUUUUAUCUUUGGAACAUCAAGACACAUCUCAGUUGGGCCAUUCCCAGUGGUCAGUUUAAUGGUGGGAUCUGUUGUGCUGAGCAUGGCCCCCGACGAACACUUUCUCAUAUCCAGCAGUAAUGGGACCGCAUUCAAUACCACCAUGAUAGAUUAUGUGGCCAGAGAUACGGCGAGAGUAUUGAUUGCAAGCACCCUUACUCUUUUGGUUGGAAUCAUACAGUUGAUAUUUGGAGGUUUGCAGAUUGGAUUCAUAGUGAGGUACUUGGCAGACCCUUUGGUUGGUGGAUUCACAACAGCUGCUGCUUUCCAAGUGCUGGUCUCACAGCUGAAGAUCGUUCUCAACGUUUCCACCAGAAACUAUAAUGGAGUUCUCUCCAUUAUCUAUACUCUGAUUGAGAUUUUUCAAAAUGUUGGCAACACCAAUCUUGCUGAUUUCAUUGCUGGAUUACUCACCAUUAUCAUCUGUAUGGCGGUUAAGGAAGUGAAUGAUCGAUUUAAGCACAAAAUUCCAGUCCCUAUUCCUAUAGAAGUGAUUGUGACAAUAAUUGCUACUGCUAUUUCAUAUGGAGCCAACCUGGAAAAAAAUUACAAUGCUGGCAUUGUUAAAUCCAUCCCAAGAGGGUUUUUGCCUCCCAUACUCCCACCCGUGAGCCUGUUUUCUGAGAUGCUGGCUGCUUCGUUUUCCAUCGCCGUGGUGGCUUAUGCUAUCGCAGUGUCUGUAGGAAAAGUUUAUGCCAUCAAGUAUGAUUACACCAUCGAUGGGAAUCAGGAGUUCAUUGCCUUUGGGAUCAGCAACAUCUUCUCGGGAUUCUUCUCUUGUUUUGUGGCCACUACUGCCCUGUCCCGCACCGCCGUCCAGGAGAGCACCGGGGGAAAGACCCAGAUUGCCGGCAUCAUCUCGGCUGGGAUUGUGAUGAUCGCCAUUGUUGCCCUGGGGAAGCUGCUAGAACCCUUGCAGAAGUCGGUCUUGGCCGCCGUUGUCAUUGCCAACCUGAAAGGGAUGUUCAUGCAGGUGUGUGACGUUCCUCGUCUGUGGAGACAGAGUAAGAUCGAUGCUGUUAUCUGGGUGUUCACGUGCAUAGCAUCCAUCAUUCUGGGGCUGGACCUCGGUUUACUAGCUGGCCUCAUGUUUGGACUGCUCACUGUGGUCCUGAGAGUUCAAUUUCCCUCAUGGAACGGCCUUGGAAGCAUUCCUAGCACGGACAUUUACAAAAGUACCAAGAGUUACAAAAAUAUUGAAGAAGUCGAAGGAGUGAAGAUUCUUAGAUUCUCUAGUCCUAUUUUUUAUGGCAACGUUGAUGGUUUUAAAAAAUGUAUCAAGUCCACAGUUGGAUUUGAUGCCAUUAGAGUGUAUAAUAAGAGGCUGAAAGCACUGAGGAAGAUACAGAAACUCAUCAAAAAAGGACAAUUAAGAGCAACAAAGAAUGGCAUUAUAAGGGAUGCCGGUUCAUCGAAUAAUGCUUUUGAGCCUGAUGAAGAUAUUGAAGAUCCAGAAGACCUUGAUAUUCCAACCAAGGAAAUAGAGAUUCAAGUGGAUUGGAACUCUGAGCUUCCAGUCAAAGUGAAUGUUCCCAAAGUGCCGAUCCAUAGCCUCGUGCUUGACUGUGGAGCCAUAUCUUUCUUGGAUGUUGUUGGAGUCAGAUCACUGCGAAUGAUUGUCAAAGAAUUUCACAGAAUUGAUGUAAAUGUGUACUUUGCAUCCCUUCAAGAUCAUGUGAUAGAAAAGCUGGAGAAGUGUGGUUUCUUUAAUGAUAAUAUUAGAAAGGACAUAUUCUUUUUGACCGUCCAUGAUGCUGUCCUCCAUCUACAGAACCAGGUUAAAUCUCGAGAAGUUCAAGAUUCCAUUUUAGAAACGAUUACUCUCAUUCAAGACUGUAAAGAGCCUCUUGAAUUAAUGGAAGCAGAGCUGAUUGAAGAAGAACUUGAUGUCCAGGAUGAGGCUAUGCGUAGUCUCGCUUCCUGAAAGUGGGCUCAGGAGGUCGCGAUAAGCCAGGACUGCAAGGCAGACUUCACCCACCAAUGUCAUUCUAUGCAAACAUUUUCUGCAUUGACUAUAUCUUUGGACUUGAAAUACUCAUUCUCUUUCCAUUUGAUUUUUAAAACUCUUUGAUUUUUUUUAAACCUCUUAGCCAAUGAAAGAGAACCACUAAGACUUUUUUUUCAAGGCUUUAUUUAUAAAAUAAAUAGCCUCCUCUAAAAUGUGCAAAAUGGUGAGGAGAAUGAUCCAGGUGAGUUAGCAAUGUCCAGAUCUGCUGACGUUAUGCUGCUGUUGCCCCACAACGGGUUUGCUAACAGUGUUCUCGUGGGUACUGGUGAACCUCUGUUUAGUCCGGUAAGUGUGCCCCGACAGUCUCUGUGAGCAGGUAAAUCAGGAAGGAUUAUCAUAAAGAGAACUCCAUUCCUGACUGACCAGGACACCCAUGAGCUGCAGGGGUCUUUACUGCAGCUCAUGGGUGCAGUAAAGACUUUACUGAUGAGUAAAGGCAGAAAUUUCAUUAUUAACGCAUUUAUCAAUAAAAGUCUUCAAAAAUCACUUUUAGUAAAUACAUCAACAAAGUUUUUAUUUUUUAUUUUUUUAAUUAUUUUUUAAAUGAUUUUUUAUUAUGUUAGUCACCAUACAGUACAUCCCCGGAU
Molecule: messenger RNA, 4395 nt
Organism: Ailuropoda melanoleuca (giant panda)
Lineage: Eukaryota; Metazoa; Chordata; Mammalia; Carnivora; Ursidae
Gene: SLC26A4
Product: solute carrier family 26 member 4
Exons: 22
Coding region: 1349-3724 (791 amino acids)
Biological process (GO): sulfate transmembrane transport
Cellular component (GO): membrane
Molecular function (GO): secondary active sulfate transmembrane transporter activity
Source: RefSeq, a predicted model, not a curated record